Molecule: messenger RNA, 3324 nt
Organism: Poecile atricapillus (Black-capped chickadee)
Lineage: Eukaryota; Metazoa; Chordata; Aves; Passeriformes; Paridae
Gene: CNTN5
Product: contactin 5
Exons: 23
Coding region: 25-3324 (1099 amino acids)
Biological process (GO): cell-cell adhesion; brain development
Molecular function (GO): cell-cell adhesion mediator activity
Source: RefSeq, a predicted model, not a curated record
ACGGAAGGACCUUUGUGACCAAGGAUGUGGUUGUCAUGGAAACUCUUGCUGUUUCUGUCACUCACUGGCUGUCUUUCAGAAUAUUCAGAAGCUGUUCCUGGUCUCCCCACAUCAUAUGCUGCUAUCCUAAGAAUCAAAUCUGGUAGUUCAUCUUUAGCCUCAUUUAAUUCAAAGAACAGACCACGAUUAAGCAGUCCUUCAUUAGGAAGUGUAUCUUCACCAGGCUGGAGAGGAGCUGCACAACAUUAUCACUCCCCAACAAACCUCUACCACUUUUCAGAGACCUUCAAACAUGAUGAAAGUGUUGAUUAUGGGCCAGUGUUUGUACAAGAGCCAGAUGAUAUGAUUUUUCCAACUGAUUCUGAGGAAAAGAAAGUGUCUCUGAAUUGUCAAGCACGUGGAAAUCCUACUCCCACAUACAGAUGGCUUCGAAAUGGAACUGAAAUUGACAUUGAAAGUGAUUAUCGCUUCAGUUUAAUAGAAGGAAGCUUGAUCAUCAGCAACCCAAGUGAAAUGAAAGAUUCUGGACAGUAUCAAUGUUUAACUACCAACAUAUUUGGCAGUAUUUUAAGCAGAGAGGCUGUUCUUCAGUUUGCAUAUCUGGGAAAUUUUAGCGGUCGGACAAGAAGUGCUGUAUCUGUACGUGAAGGUCAAGGAGUUGUUCUGAUGUGCUCCCCUCCACUUCAUUCUCCAGAGAUCAUCUAUAGCUGGGUAUUUAAUGAAUUCCCAUCUUUUGUGGCAGAAGACAGCAGGCGCUUCAUCUCUCAGGAGACAGGCAAUCUCUACAUAUCCAAGGUGCAAACAUCCGAUGUUGGCAGCUACAUAUGCCUGGUAAAAAACACAGUGACAAACGCCAGAGUUUUGAGUCCUCCUACGCCUCUGACACUGAGAAACGAUGGUGUGAUGGGGGAAUAUGAACCAAAAAUUGAAGUCCACUUUCCUUACACAGUUACAGCUGCAAGGGGAACUACUGUUAGGAUGGAGUGUUUUGCACUUGGAAACCCUGUUCCAACAAUCUCUUGGAGGAAAGUUAAUGGUCAUAAUCCAAGUAAAGCUCGCCUGAGAAAAUCCCAAGCUGUGCUUGAAAUACCUAAUGUGCAGCUAGAGGACUCAGGGAUGUAUGAAUGUAAGGCUGAAAACUCUCGUGGAAGAAAUGUCUUCAGAGGACAGCUACAAGUAUACACCUACCCACACUGGGUGGAGAAACUUAACGAUACACAAUUAGACAGUGGAGAUCAGCUCCGAUGGGAAUGCAAAGCCACUGGAAAGCCAAGGCCCACAUAUCGCUGGCUGAAAAAUGGAGCUCCUCUCUGGACACAGAGCAGGCUUGAGAUGAUGAAUGGUGUUCUGAUGAUCCACAGUGUGAACGUCUCGGAUGCUGGAAUGUAUCAGUGCUUAGCAGAAAAUAAGUAUGGUACAAUUUAUGCCAGUGCUGAGCUGAAGGUUUUAGCUUCAGCUCCCACUUUCCCACUCAACCAAAUGAGGAAAACAAUAAUUGUUACCAAGGGCCAAGAAGUUGUCAUUGAGUGCAAGCCACAAGCCUCUCCAAAGCCAACUAUCACUUGGAAGAAAGGCGACAAAGUGUUAAGGGAGAAUAAGAGGAUAACUAUUCUUCCACAUGGGAGUCUGAGAAUCCUGAAUGCUUCCAAGUCUGAUGAAGGGCGGUAUUUAUGCCAAGGUGUAAAUGUAUUUGGAUCUGCAGAAAUCAUUGCAUCAGUGUCUGUUAAAGAACCUACAAGAAUAGAGCUGACUCCCAAGAAGAUCGAGUUAACAGUUGGAGAGAGCAUCGUCCUCAGUUGCAAAGCCCUGCAUGACAGCACAAUGGAUGUCACCUUCUCCUGGACACUCAAUGGGCAGCCAAUUGACUUUGAGAAAGAAGGUGGACACUUUGAAAGCAUCAAGGCACAAGCGUCCUCUGCAGAUUUAAUGAUCAGGAACAUCCUGCUGAUGCACGCUGGGAGAUACGGCUGCAGGGUCCAGACAGCAGCGGACACCGUGUCAGAUGAGACAGAGCUGCUUGUGAGGGGUCCUCCUGGUCCCCCAGGGGUUGUAAUAGUGGAGGAAAUAACAGACACAACAGCAACACUCUCCUGGAGUCCUGGGGCAGACAAUCACAGCCCUAUCUCCCUCUACAACCUGCAAGCACGCAGUCCAUUUUCUCUUGGCUGGCAGACCGUAAAAACAGUUCCAGAUCUGAUAAGUGGUGACAUGGAGUCUGCUAUGGCUGUGGAACUGAACCCUUGGGUGGAGUAUGAGUUCAGAGUAGUAGCAACCAAUAAAAUUGGAACUGGAGACCCAAGUGCACCAUCACGAGUGAUCAGAACCAAUGAAGCAGUGCCAAAGACACCUCCAGCUAAUGUAAGUGGCAGAAGUGGAAGGCGACAUGAAUUAGUAAUAGCAUGGGAGCCAGUGUCAGAAGAGUUUCAGAGUGGAGAAGGAUUUGGAUAUAUUGUAGCCUUCAGACCCAAUGGAACGCGUGGGUGGAAGGAAAAAAUGGUGACAUCUUCAGAUGCCUCAAAAUUCAUCUACAGAGAUGAAAGUGUGCCACCUCUGACUCCUUUUGAGGUGAAAGUUGGUGUUUACAACAACAAAGGAGAUGGUCCUUUCAGCCCCAUUGUGGUCAUCUGCUCAGCUGAAGGAGAACCCACUGCUGCUCCCAUCGAUGUCAAAGCUACGAGUUUGUCUGUAUCAGAGAUUCUUGUUGCGUGGAAACAUAUUAAAGAAAGUCUAGGAAGACCACAGGGAUUCGAGGUUGGUUACUGGAAGGACAUGCAGCAGGAAGAAGCAGCAGAAAAGGUCAAAACAGAGGGAAAUGAGUCAUCCAUCCUCCUGACAGGAUUAGAAGGAAACACAUUAUAUCACCUAACAGUGAGGGCAUACAAUGCUGCAGGGUAUGGACCACCUAGCACUGCUGUGCAUGCAGCAACCAAGAAAUCCCCUCCCAGCCAAGCACCAGGCAAUAUUAUGUGGAUACAGGAUGGCUCACAUGUGUCUCUUGGGUGGGAGCCAGUCAGACCUCUAGCUAAUGAAUCUGAUGUAAUGGGUUACAAGGUGUUAUUUCGGCAAGAGGGCCAGAGCAAUAGCCAGGUUAUAGAAACACAGAAAACAUCAGCAGUGGUACUUCUUCCUGAUGUUGGGGUCUACAUCAUUGAGGUCUGUGCAGUCAGUGAAGGAGGGGAUGGGACUGCAAGUCCCCAGAUCAGAGUUCCAUCUUUUUCAGGAGGAAAAGUAACAAGUGCUCAGUCCACCUUACAUGUGUUGUCUACUUCAUCAUCCUCUGUAACAUUGCUUUUGGCACUGAUGGUACCUUCGACCUCAUGGUGA